GCGGGGUGGUGGUAACCAGUGGUAACUACUAACUCGGUGAGCGAAGUGGAUCACGUGACAUUUCAGAUGCUGCUGUUUUGGGAUAGAAAAGGGAAAAUAGAAAUCGAUAAAUUAUUUGGAUCAAUUAAUGAACGUAGUCGUAGGGCCUAGGCCUUGAGUAGUACGAUGAAUGGGCCUAGAAUAACCACGGUGUCUACCCAGCAGUAGCAGACAGGCACUCUUGCCUUGCAGCAGGUGAGAGGGGAAUCCGCAUGCAGCUCAUCCUGCCAAUGCUGGAGCAGUGAAAUUGUGUUUAUGUGUGUGAUAAUUCAGUACAGUACUGUUUAUGCAAACCUAUUUAUAAUCAAUUCCCAAUACUUCAUACAAGUUCAAACAGACGAAGAUGACGACAGAACAAACAUUAGUUGUUGAGUGAACGUUAAGAUGCCUUCAACAUCUGGUGGUUGUGGUGAGCAAGGUGGAGCCCUUCAUCUGGAUAAAUCUGAAUAUGUAAAUUCAGGUAGUCAAGGAGCUGAGCAGAUGGAGGCAGGUGGAGGUGAUGAGUAUGACGAUAGCAGCAAAUUUCAAAAUAUAAAACAGCCUCAAACAAGGAAAAAAACAAAGAAACGUAAAUCACUCAUAUCAUUAAAUGUCUCAGCUUCUAAAUAUGAAAUUGUACGAAAAGUUGCAGAAGAAUUUGGCAAUUUAACUAGUGCAGAUGAUGAUCCUGCAUGUUUCUUGUUCUGGAAUGAUACAGCAGUAUCUAAUGAGAGAAUAGCUGAAUUGAAGCCAUACCAGCGAGUUAAUCACUUUCCUGCUAUGGGGGAGAUCUGUCGGAAGGACUGUCUCGCAAGGAACCUAGCAAAGAUGAUGAAGGUACAUCCAGAUGAGUACAACUUUUCACCAAAGACAUGGAUCUUCCCAGCAGAGUACAGUUCCUUUCAAACCUAUGUGCGUGAAUUAAAGCGCAAGAAUAAGAAACGGACAUUUAUUGUGAAGCCCUCAAAUGGUUCUAUGGGACAAGGUAUUUCUUUGUUCCGGAAUGGAGAGCGAAUCCAACAGCAAGAUCACACUAUUGUUCAAGAAUAUCUAGAUAAGCCAUUUCUUUUGGAAGGAUUCAAAUUUGACUUGCGCAUAUAUGUUUUGAUGACCUCAUGUGACCCCUUGCGAGUGUUUCUUUUUAAUGAUGGGCUUGUGAGAUUAAGCACGGAAAAAUAUUCAGCACCGUCGGAUACCAAUGUGGACCAAUUGUACAUGCACUUGACCAACUACUCCAUAAACAAAAGAAGUGAGAACUUUGAACGUGAUGAAGAUGUGACCAAAGGUAGCAAGAGGUCAAUUCAGUACUUCAAUGAAUACCUAAAAAGGAAUGAUUAUGAUGUUGCUGCCAUCUGGAAGAAUAUUGCUGAUGUGAUAAACAAGACAUUGGUUGUAGCCGAACCACAUGUCCUGCAUGCAUACAGGAUGUGUAGGCCUGGAACAUCAGGCAAUGAUAGUGUGUGCUUCGAAGUCCUUGGAUUUGAUAUAUUUCUUGAUAAGUCACUCAAACCGUGGUUAUUAGAGAUUAAUAGAGCGCCAAGCUUUGGUACAGAUGAAAAGAUUGAUCUUGAGAUUAAAAGUGGUUUGCUGUAUGACGCCCUCAAACUGAUCAACAUGCGACCGUCCGAUAAACGGAAAGGAAUGGCAGCUCAAAAGGCGGAGUCGCGUCGUAGACUAUUUAGGCCAAGCAAGAGAUUGGAUUUAGAUCUAACGGAGCCUGAUCGUAAAAAAUUGGUCUUGGAUAGAAGGAAAGAAGAACUGAAAGAAAAGCUAAUUCACAUCCGGCAGGAAAAUGCCAGGGAAGAUUUUGAGAAUCGAAAUAUGGGAAGGUACCAACGCAUCUUUCCACCUCAGGAUAAGAGCUCGCGGGAUCGGUAUCGAAAGUUGAUCAGUGAUGCGUUUAACAUUUUCCUGGCGGGACGUGCUAACUCCCUUCAAAAGGAAAUCGCAAAACUACUCAGUGGAUCUCUCAGGGAGGAUGAGAUUAUUGAUAUGUUACAGGCUUGCGAUAUUGAAAAUGAUGGAAAACAAAAGGCAUUUAAAGGCCCUAAGCCGUUGUCAUCCAUGCCAUCAGUUGUUGAUGAGGUCACUGAAUCUGAUUCUCGUGCAUCCUCACCGACAUCCUCCUCUCCACACAACUCUGUGUCAAAUUUCAAAACCAGGCUUUCCGUUAGCCAGUCUCAGAGUCAGUUGAGCAAAGGUAUAUCAAAGACACCCAUCCCUAAACGACCACAAUCUGCACAGAAAUCAACCAACUCAAGGCCUCAUUCUGGAAGGCUGUUGUACGCAGAUCAAAGGUCAAAGUCAGUGGCCCGUACUAGCGAAUCACAGCAUGCUUCAUUUGAUAGUGAAAUGGAUGAGGUAACAUCUGUUGUGGUCAGGGAAGAAGAGAUGAUGCGAAAGACACUAAUGGCACUCAACGACAUGCGAAUAAAAUUUCCGGGAAAAACAGAUGAAGAAGCCGAUAUCAUUCUGAACCAGAUUCAAGAAAACUGGAAAUACCAUAAACCUCGGAUAGCCUCCUACUGGUUGGUAAAGCUUGAUUCCAUAAAGCGUAGAAAAGUAAUUGACAUCGUUAAAUCAAAUGUGCGUGCAGUCCUUCAACGAACAUGGCGUUGUCCAGACGUUGAAUGCUUGAAAUUGUGGCGCAUAUUUUACCGGCUUUUCAAUCGUCUUCUUUGGAGUCAUGGGCAAGGUCUAUGGAACUGCUUCUCAUCUAAUACAAGUUGCUCUUGGGAUGCUAUUUUCAAUAAGAACAAAGAGGCUGUGUCUGGUGCUGAAUUCAUGUGCUGUCAGCGGGUCAUUGAACUUUGUCGUCAGUGCUUACUCAUUGUUUAUCAGUUUGCGGCAGAAGCUAAGUUAUCCAUACCGGCAGCAUCGGGCGAAAGCUCGCCAACGAAGCAACUGUCUACACGGUCAUCAAAUCCCAGGCCGUCACCAUGGUUACAUUCAAGUCCACACAAGGCUAUGACCCCAGUCAGCCAACGGAUGUCACGUUUAUACCUGAACAAGUCGCUGGAUAAUCUAGCACCAUGAUUCGUCAUAAUAGUGUGCUUCAGAGUUUUGAGUUUUAGACAACAGUAUUGAAAAAC
Messenger RNA from Anneissia japonica, 3110 nucleotides. RefSeq names its product tubulin polyglutamylase TTLL7-like. Gene Ontology annotation, biological process: microtubule cytoskeleton organization; protein polyglutamylation. The transcript has 20 exons. Gene Ontology annotation, cellular component: cilium. The record is from RefSeq and is a predicted model, not a curated record. NCBI's taxonomy places the organism in Eukaryota, Metazoa, Echinodermata, Crinoidea, Comatulida, Comatulidae. Bases 424 to 3054 code for a protein of 876 amino acids. Gene Ontology annotation, molecular function: tubulin-glutamic acid ligase activity; tubulin binding.